Messenger RNA from Bombyx mori (domestic silkworm), 3741 nucleotides. Its product is annotated as organic cation transporter protein. Gene Ontology annotation, biological process: transmembrane transport. Lineage: Eukaryota; Metazoa; Arthropoda; Insecta; Lepidoptera; Bombycidae. Gene Ontology annotation, molecular function: transmembrane transporter activity. Bases 223 to 1878 code for a protein of 551 amino acids. The transcript has 6 exons. The record is from RefSeq and is a predicted model, not a curated record. Gene Ontology annotation, cellular component: membrane.
AAUAAAAACUGUGAGUUGUUGAGCGUUCGCGUAGUAUCGGUCGAGGGACCGGUGUCGCGCGCGCGCACCUAUUCACAACUCUGUAAUACAAAAGAAUAAAAUAAUAGAAUUAAAAUAUUUAAGAACUUGAAAAAAAAAAAACACAAAUAUUUAACUUUUAUUUUUAUUCUACGCAUAGUUUGAAAGUUUUUUUUUUUUAAUAGGAAAUUUCGUGUGUGGGUUAUGUUCAGAAUGGAUCCGGAGAAAAAGCAGAAUAACUCAGUGACCGUUGACGAUAUUUUGAGUAUUUUAGGACCGUUCGGUAGAUUCAAUAUUUGGAAUUACACGUUGAUAUUGUUCCCGGUUUUCCUCGCCGGAAUGUAUUCGUCUGUCUAUAAUUUCGAAGCUAUGGACCUCAAAUACAGAUGUACAGUUCCAGAAUGUGAGGAGGACCCGCAUAAAAACAACUACACGAUACCGCACGAAACGGACGGUACGCUAGCCAAAUGUACCCGGUACGCUCCGUUUGAGAACGGUACCCUAAACGGUACGCAUUGUUCGCCUCACUACUUCGACACUUCAACGAAAAUUGAAUGCGAUUCGUUUGUUUAUUUGGAAGAACAUAGCAUUGUUAAAGAGUUCGACCUAGCCUGCCAGGAUUGGAAGCGCUCACUGGUGGGCACCGUCCACAAUGCCGGCUUCUUCAUAUCGAUUCCACUGACCGGACUGAUAUCGGACAAGUACGGCCGGCGGCCCGCGAUCGUGUUCGCUUCGGUCGCGAACGGCGUGUUCGGCAUAAUACGAGCCUUGUCCGUUAAUUACAACAUGUUCGUUAUAUUCGAAUUCCUAGAGCCGGCGAUCGGCGGUGGCGCUUACACGGCUUGCUUUGUUCUCGCAUUGGAAUUGGUCGGUCCCAAAGGCCGAGUCUUCGUCAGUCUGCUAUUUAACACCAUGUUCAUCCUCGGGGGAGUGGCAGUGACUCUGCUGUCGUGGUGGCUCCAAAACUGGAGGUACCUCCUCUUCAUCAUCUACACACCAGCUGUCCUAGUGUUCGUUUAUAUCUGGACUCUAACGGAGAGCUUCAGGUGGUUGUUCAGCAAAGGACUAUAUAAUGAAGGCUUGGAUGUUCUCGCGAAAUCGGAGAGGCUUAACAAAGUCUUCGUGCCAAAAGACCAUUACGAGCAAGUCGAGAAACACGCCACAAAACAACGUGACGACAGAAAAUGCGAAUCUAUGGCCAGGAAUCAGUCAACCUUCAAGCAACUGCUUUCAUCAAAAAUCAUAUGGAAAAGACUAUUCACUUGUUCUUUCCUGUGGACCUCGUCUACUCUAGUGUAUUAUGGAUUAUCUAUAAACGCUAUAGAACUAUCGGGGAAUAGUUACUUAAAUUAUAUAGUUGUGCUGGUGAUCGAAGCUCCCGCAAAUGUUUGCAAGUUGAUAUUCCUGGACAGAUUCGGAAGGAAAAGAGUUAUUGCGGUUGCUUUUCUGAUGACUGGAUUGAUUCUUAUCAACUAUGGAUUUGUCCCCUCGGGCAACUGGUCGAUACUACUGUAUCUCGGUGGAAAGUUCUUCAUCACGCUCGCAUACAACUCUCUGUACGUGUUCGCCGCUGAGGUCUUCCCGACCAACUACAGAACUACGCUGAUGGCGAUGUGCUCAACGCUUGGAAGGACCGGUUCCACUGUGGCCCCCCAAACACCGUUAUUGACGAGAUACUACGAAUACCUCCCGACGUUGUUGUUCGGGAGCAUGGCCGCCAUAUCAGGGAUCCUGGUCCUCACGUUACCAGAGACAAACAACCAGAAGCUGCCUGAUUCGUUGAAAGAAGCUCAGGAGCAAGAGAGCCAGCCUCAGGAGCCGUCAAACGAAAGGAGUAAUGACACAAAAACAAGACUUUGAUUAUAAAUUAUGUAUAAUUUUUUUUUUUUUAAAAUACUAGUUAAUAGUUAUUUUUGCGAUAAGCUGGUAAUACCAUUGCGUUGUCUUAUAUAUAGCUCCUUGCCAUAGAUACUAAAGGAACACUGAAAAUCGAAUGUCAAACAUGUGUCAAACCAAUUUUUAAUUAAUGAUGGAGGGUAGGAGGAAUAAGGAGAGCGAUCAUAUACGGGGGAUAAGUUAAAAAGUAUCGAGCUGCAAGUAGCAAAUUACAACUUAAAAACCCACCAAAACAGCGCAUUGCAGCGCAAUGGAAUGGUACGAAUGUAACUAUUGUAAACGGAGUGAAGUGUGCUGAGUGUAAUUUAAUAAUAAUUUUUGGCGCCAUCUUUGACCAGUUGCUAUGGUGGCGCCACCUAAAUCGGUCACUUUUGGACGAACGCUUUUUUGUACAAGGCGAUUAUGCUCCUUGCCUUCAAUAAACACUUUUAAUCUUAGUGUAACCUUUAAAUUAUCAAUAAGAUAAAAUAAUGAGUUUCAUAUUGUUUUUCUUCUUAAAAUAGUUAGACAAUUAAAAGUAAUUGUGAAACAAACAGCUGGUAUUUAACAAAACAAACGUAAUUAUUUCGCAUUAUUUCGUGGUAACUUCGUAUGUAAAUACAGUUGCUAGUACAAUACAUGGUGUACUCUGAAAAUGUUAUACAAUAAUUAAUAACAAUAAUAUUGUUAAUGAAUGAUCAGACGUUGAGCAGACCUCUCUCUUUUUCCCUACCUAUUCGCUGGCACCAGCUACGCCCGGACGGGUAUGUAAGCUCACGGGCUCAACCUGAGAGAAUUUGCUAACACUAGCCCUAACAAGAGCAGUGCUUCGACGAGGACCCUCUCGUCGUGGCCGCCGGUAACCACAUUGUCGAUCCUGCGGACCGAAUGGUGAACAGUCAACGUCGCCCAAAACACGUUAUCUCGGAUCCUCUUGAUCUACUAACGGUGCUUUUAGGUACCCCAAGCACCGGUCAUUGUUCUCGUCGAACCCGUCGCUUGCGACGAAGGGCUCGGCGAGUAAAUUAACCCACAGACACAACCCACUGAGUCUUUCAGCGGAUAUUCUCAGUGGGUCUUGUUUCCAAUCUAUUUCUGCCUCAAAACACGCGUAAAAAGGUAAGAUGGCAUCUAUACGAUGCAAUCGAGAUAUUGAGCAAUCGAGUCUCUUUGUAUCAAAAUGGACUUUUGUGCUGUAAUAAAAAAAAUAUAAAUUGAUUUCAGAACGGUUCACACGAAAAUACAGUUGCAAUUUUAGUGAUAUGUUGAUAAGAAGUACUCUCUACUAGGUUAAUAUAAUUUAGAGGGAAUUAAAUUGACUCGAGAUUGUUCUUUUUUUUAAAUAAAAUUUAGAAUUUACAUAUGGCAGUUGGAAUAACUUCACCAAUGGAUUCAGUUCAUUUUCGUGUUUUAAAUUAUUUAACGUAAUUUUUUAAACAUGGUCAACUCGCGUUUUUUUUUGACGCGAUAACGUAUAAAUCGAUGAGCACCGGCUGCACGCGCGAAAAAGUAUCACGUUCCUCCUGGGCGUGCAAGCGAGAGCGCGGAACAAGCGAUAGAGAGGCACGAUCGGCCCAAGCGUUGACUUGUGACACAUUUAUCUCUCUUCUCGCUUGACGUCAGAGCUAGCAGCUCGCAUAUUCACUAUUGACGUUAUCACGUAAAUCUAUCGUCCAUAAACCGACUUUACAGACAACCAAUUUUUUUUUUGCGUAUGUAUCUUCCAUUGUGUUUCGUAAGAUUACGAGGCAUCGAUUGUUAUCACGCACGUCGUAAGACGAAAGGCUCGUGAUAAAUAAAUAAACUAAAUAAUUAUUAAUGUGUAAAUAAAUAAAUAAUUAAUGAGAA